This is a messenger RNA of Ruditapes philippinarum (Manila clam), 6652 nucleotides long. RefSeq names its product protein SPMIP7-like. The record is from RefSeq and is a predicted model, not a curated record. The transcript is spliced from 8 exons. The coding region runs from base 141 to 1442 and encodes 433 amino acids. NCBI's taxonomy places the organism in Eukaryota, Metazoa, Mollusca, Bivalvia, Venerida, Veneridae.
CUGUUCGGAAAAGUAAUGGUGUACAGGGAAUAAUGUAUAAAAUUGCAUUGGAGAUUUAAUGGCUAAACUUAAGUGACAGUUUUAGAUUUCCAUUAGAUAAACUUGUAUAUGCUAGAAAAUUAUACUUUUUAAUCUUAAUCAUGACAGAAGUAAUUUCUUCAGGCCCUGUCUUAGCAGAUUCUACUUUUAGAAGUAGACCACAUUUUAAAACCUAUCUUUACACUGAUGCAAAUGCAGGUGGUCAUGCUGUGCAUCAGAUUGAGGAAAAGAGGCGCAUACGGCACAUGAAAUUUCCCUCAUUAACUGGUCGCCAGGAUGUAGACUCUUUUCAGGAAGAUUUGAAAAACAUAUCAUUUAAAAAAUGGAAUGAUAAUGGGGAUCAUAGGGCUGAAGCACCAUACCGUAGUUACGAUAACAUUGUUGACCCUGUAUCAGGUUUUGUCAGUGCUGGUGGGGAUGUUGAUCGCAACACGGGUCACCAGAAAAUUAAAUCUUUAGUUCAAUUAAGUGAUACUCCUCAAUCUGCACCGCCCGUAGCAAAAGACUCGGAUAGGAAGAAUGAGAGGGCUGCGCCCCCUGAGCUGCGUCGAUCCAAUACCUAUGAGCCAGGUGCACCCUCUGCAUGGAAUAGCAGAAAAACAUCUGACAUAUGGAUAAGAUCACAGCUAGGUGGAUGGACAAGUGCUCAUGACCCAAGACACCCUCCCAAAGAAGCUUUGGAUAUGAGAAGAGCAAAGUCAAUGUUUGUAGAAAAGCCUCCAUCAGAACAGAGCAAAGAGGGCCGUGAUCAUCUUGCAAUGAAAUACCAAUAUAGUACUUCAACUCAAAAAGCUUUUGAAGAAGUGCCAUGGGAUACAAUGUUACCUCCAAAGCAGUGGGCACCAACCUCGACACUGGAGGAGAGACCGGAUAUGAUCUCACAAACAUAUACCUUACAUAGAUAUGAUCCCGCUGCACAAGAAUGGCAGAAUGCAGGUAGAUCAUGGGACUGGUUUCAGAAAAGAAAUGCUUACUAUAAGACUGCUCCUAUUGUUUUCUGUAGUCAGCCACCUAGGAAACAACAUAUACCAGGGUAUGGAGGUGGUGUGGGGGCAGUGAACCUGGAGGAGUUGGACAAUGCUAGUAUAGAGUUCAAACCUUUUACAGUGAAACGGGUCAACAUACCACGCUAUAGUGAAACAUCACAUAAACCAAACAUACCUGGCUACCAGGGUUGUACACUAUUUAGAGGACAGUAUGCCCCCGCUCACAGUGCACCUCACCCUCCAAACAGUCAGGCCACUACUAAACUUGUUCAUAAAGAGAAGCCAGUUACGGACUCUGCCAACCAAGGAUACAACCGCGGGGGUAAGAUGUCAAAGAUGGUCACUCUUGUACCUCCAUGUAACCCUUUCAAUCAAAUCAACAAAUUGGAAGAAGUCAUUGCAAAUAAGGUGGACUAAAUAUAGAAAAAUGUCUCAAUAUAUUUUGUUAUUUCCUUUGUUUUACUGUGAUGUUGUUUUACCUGUUUAAAGAAAAUAGACAUUCCUUGAAACCUCUGGACAUAAGUUGAUAUACAAAACAUAUGAAAGCUGGAGAGCCAGUGUUUUAGAAUAAACUCAUACACAGAUAUGGAGACUAGUCUAAACCUCUCUCAUCUGAUUGGCUGAAUUUGAAUAUUCAAAUUUUGAAUUUACCAAUCAUAUUGUACCAUUUACAGACUGGUUCCAAAAUUUUGAAACAUUUACCCAGAGAAUCAAUCAUUCUGCACACAGUCAUUUAGUCUGUUUAACUGUAUAUCAAAAUGGUUACUUCUUAUGAAAACUGCCAUUCAAAUUUCACUUACAGCAUUAAACACUGUCUUUCAUCCAUUUAACUUCUAUGCAGUUACAAAUGUUAAAGAUUAAUAAACAUAAAUACUUACUUUUGAAUUAAAGAUUUUUUUUAUCUGUAUAAGCUCAAAAGUGAUGCUAGUAUUAAAGAGUGUAUUUAGAUAUUUUUGCUUGCUGCCAUCUACAUUUCGUACAUUACAUUCAUAAUAGAAUUAAUUUCGGGUAGAUGGUUGGCCAUUUUCGCUUUUAAAAGGAAAUUCAAAUUUUAAUCGCAACGAUACAGAUUCUGAUAGCUGAAGUUCAAUUCAAUGAUUCAAUGCAUGUCAGGCCACAAAAAAGUCUUGUUUUGGUUUUCCCUAUGGUACUCAUUUUAAAUGUUGAUCAUAGACUUUUGUUUUUCCUUUCCACUUUCCUUUAAAAUAUGUAUUUGUAUACAUAAAAUUUAGGACAAAAAAAAAAUGAUUAUUACUACCCCCCUUUUUAGAGACCAGACACAAAACAACUUUUUCGUGUCAGUAUUAAACAAAACAUUUUUACAGCAUUACAAUCGAUCAAAUAAGUUCUUCCUCUGUGAUUUCUUUCUUAUUGCAAUGUAGUUUUUUGGCAAUAAAUUUUUAGAGGAAGGACUUUCUGAUGACCAAUAAUUUCUCAUUUAACUUUGUGUCAAUUCUGUUAUCUUCAUACAUAGGGUUUCUCUAUGUUGCCAUUUGUUUUAUUUCAUACCAACAUGAGUCCUGCUCCUUAUGCCUAUUAUGAAUGUUUCCUGUGAUAUAUGGGGGGCAAAAUUUGUAUUUGUGUUGUUCAUUUGUAAAGAUUUACCAAGCAGUAUUGUGUAUAAACAAAAUGGGUAAGCAUUAUAUGAUAAUAGAUAGUUAUGAAGUUACAGAUAUCAUAUGUAGAGCAAUAACUGAAACGAGAUAUUUCAUCAGUAUUGGUUCAAUAAGAUGUGAUAAACAACAUCUACAAGGAAAGGCGGCAUUCAUUGAAAGCAAUAAGCCUAAGUCCUGAAGCCUAAGGUUGGGAAAUAAUUGACAGAGAAAUUUAGUCAUUAUUAGUUUUAUUAAGUUAAACUUAAAAAUGGAUAAUGUUAAACAUUGUAGUUCAUCAGUAUCAGCUUAUUUCAGUUUGAAAAACAGGUAAGACUAUAAAAAAAAUAGAAUCAAAAAUAAAUCAGCAGCAAUGUCUGACUGUGUUUUCAAAUUGGGCAAGCUUCUCAGUAUUAGAUUUAGAAUCAAAAAUGGGUAAGCAGUAACAAUAGUUCAUCAGCAUUAAUCUAAAUUAAGAUUAUAAAAUCAAAACUAUCGAAUGUAUAAUUAUUCUCUAUAUUUUUAUAUAUAUUUUUGCACAUGUGUGUUAACUAAGCACUGGUGUAGGAAUUACUUGCAUCUUGUGUUUUUGUAUUUUUUUUAUAUUUUAUAAGAUUGGUUAAUAAUGAUAUAUAUUUAGAUAGAGAAUUGGUUGUCUCCCUUGUUUUGAAGUAAAAUUUUACAUGCAAUGUUUAUUACAAUGACUGAGUCAUAAAUGUGUUACUGUUAUUUUAUAUACGUUUUGUCUUUGUUGUGUUUAUAUAUAAUGUUUAUAAUAUCUGUUGUUGUUUUUAUUUUUUCUCAAAACGCUGCAGUGUGGAAUGAAUGGAAGGAAUUGAUAUAUCAUUGUUAAAUUGUUGUAGUUUGUACAUGAUACUUCAUUAUUGUAACAUUGGCAAUUUCGUGAAUCAGUCACAAUUUACAGCAUUUGAUUGGUUAAUUUUAAAGGUUACUUUGAAGUUGACCAAUUGAAACGUUGCUCUUUUAGACUGAUGAAUCCGCCAUAUUUUACAACAUUUGAUUGGUUAUAAUUUUAAAUGUGAAUUUGAAAUUGACCAAUGGAUACAUUUUUAGGGACUGGUGUACUGAUUCAGUUAUACAAUUUGUAAGGCUUAUUAAAGCAAGUUUUAGGUAUUUUAAAGAGCAAUUACACAAAAAGAAAAAAUAGUUUUGAAAGAUUAUGAAUUUGAAUCUGUUUUUUUUAUUUGAGUAAAUCCGUUAAAAAGUACAUGAUAGUUAAUUAAGAUAUAUCUAUUUUUUUAGAAUUAUGUCGACUGCUCUUAUUAGUAAACACAUUUAAAGAAACUUUAAGAUUAAUAAAAAAAAAUUAUUUGAAUAUUGAAAUUAACAUAAGUAUUUGUAUAAAGAUAUUUUAUUGCAUAAAUGGCGUUGUAUAAACAAAUGAUGUACGUAUAUGUUGUUAUAAGUGUUUUUGCAAAAUAAUGAACAGUAUUUCACCUUGUGUUGUAAAAUGCACUCUAAUUUUGUAGACAAACAGUUUUUACAUUUACGGUUGUGCUUUUUUAUAAUCAAUGUUGAAGUUUUUACACCAACAAUAUGUUAAUAUUAUAUUUUAUAUAUUCAUAGACUGAUAUGAGUUGUUUUUAUAUAUUUUUAUACAUAUCACUUUCUUAUGUCUUAAUCAUUCAUAGCAAGGACUGCUUGAAUACUAUAUUCAAAGUAUUUUCUAACCAGUUUGAAAUAAAUUCUACACUUUUCGGAUUUUCUUAUCAAGUAAUUGAUACACUUUUCGAGUUAGACUUAUGUCUUUUCGAGUUAGACUUAUGUCUUUUCAAGUUAGACUUAUGUCUUUUUGAUGCACACUGUAGAAUUUUUUAAUGAAGAUACCAUUAGUCUGUACAGAAACUUGAUAAUAAAGUCACUAGGUAGUUUGACUUUCAUAAUCAUAUGCACAAUAUACUUAAAAUGUACUGAAUGGCUAAUGUAUUGUUAGUAUUUGCUACUUUGGUAAAAAAUCAACUUCUUUUGACAGUACAUGUCAAGGGAAUUUGGAAGUUUAAAGAAACGUACUUCAAUAUUUUCAUCUGAUAAGUUAGCACACUUCUGCAAAAUAUAUUAGAUAAAAUUUACUGACUAAAAAGUUAAACAAUAAUAUUUACCAUUUGAUAUUUGGAAAAAAUAAUUAGAUCACCAUUGUUUCAUCCCAACCUUUUGUCUGCUUUCAAAAUUUAGUUAGUGUUCUGAAGCUAAAGGCUGUUCAGCUGCAUCAUUGAAAUAAAACUUUGAUAUGAAAAUACACAUUUUUUAGUCCCCUACCGGUUUACCGGAGGGGACUUUAGGUUUACCCUCCGUCCGUCUGUCCGUCCGUCAGUCCGUCCGUCCGUCUGUCCGUCCGUCAGUCCGUCCGUCCACAAAACUGGAUCCCGCGAUAACACAAAAAGUACUGAAAAUAUUUUAAUGAAACUUGAUAUAUGGAUAGAUGGCAGUAUGGAGAUUAUGCACGUCUUUUUCAUUUCUUCCUAUGUUGAAAAUUCUGGUUGCUAUGGCAACAAAUAGACUGAAAAUAUGGCAAAUUUUACACAUAACCUGGAUCCCGCAAUAAUGCAAAAAGUACUGAAAAUAUUUUUAUGAAACUUGAUAUAUGGAUAGAUGGCAGUAUGGAGAUUAUGCACGUCUUUUUCUUUUCUUCCUAUGUUGAAAAUUCUGGUUGCUAUGGCAAUAAAUAGACUGAAAAUAUGGCAAAUUUUACACAUAACCUGGAUCCAGUGAUAACACAAAAGUACUGAAAAUAUGUUUAUGAAACUUGACAUAUGGGUAUAUGGCAGUAUGGAAAUUAUGCACAUCCUUUUCUUAUCUUCCUAUGUUGAAAAUUCUGGUUGCUAUGGCAACAAAUAGACUGAAUUUCAAGAUUUCUGAUUCUAGUUAUUAAGUUUUUUCACUAUAAGUUCUUUAUUUCUUAAGGUAUUUUCUUCAAACUUUAAAUAUAAGUUGCUUGUAAUCAACCACAUCAUAUAUGACAAGGUUUACAACUCUAGCACAAAAUUUAUCAGAAUUACCUCCCUUGAACUUAAAAUUUUCAUGAAAAAAAAUUGUUUUUUUUUUUUUAAUAACUUCUUUUUCUGAAUGUAUCUACUUCAAACUUCAUAUAAAUGUUUCUUAUUAUCACUCAACAUUUGUGAGUGUUCAAUACUCUAGCAAGACUAUUUCCAGAAUUAUGCCCCUUUUGAACUUUUUUUUUGAGAAAUUGGUAAUUUUUACUCCAACUUCUUCAAUCAUGAUAGGAUUUUAAAAAUGUUAUAUUUUGAUAACAGGGAUGUUUAAAAAAUAACUUUAGAGUGUCCUCUAGUCCGUCUAUCUGUACAUAAAAACUGUUUCCUGUGAUCACUUUUAAAGAACUUUUUCAACAAAUUUACUUAAAAUAGGAACAUAAGUGAAUGGCCAAUGGCCCUUCAGAAUAUUGCUUGGGCUCUUACCGGUAGGGGACUUAUGGAUUGCUUGCAAUACUAUGAUAAUUGCUUGUUUUUCAUUGUUAUGUUUUUUAUUCCCGUUUAAAACAUAUUGUUAGUAUUCUGUUAUGCUGUUAUACAUCACAUAUUUUUGUUGUGAGUUACAAUUAUUCUGUGAUAAUACAUGUCAGUAUUUUUUUAUUGUCAAAACUUGUUAUAAUGGCCUAGAAUAUAUUUUAAAAUAAAAAUCUCCAAUUUCACAUUUUUUUCUUGGCUUUCUGCCAAAUUAGGGAAGAUGUGCAACUGUUACAUUAAUGUCCUCUUAUGUGUAAAUCCUGCACUUAGUUGAAAAUCUUGAUCAUUUCUUUAAUUUAAAAUUUAAGUGAUGUUAACAUAAAAUAGAUUAAGAUUUUACUUUGUGCUUCAUAAACUUCUGUAUGCAUAAAGCAAUGCGCUACAUAAUUAACAUUAACGACUUAAGUUUAACUAUUUGUACAUGUAAUUGGAAAUACAUGUUUACACCUUUUUGCACCCAUGAUUUUAUGUUUGAAGAAAGUCUACCUUGGAUUAUGAAAAUACAAUAUUGUGAACAGAGUGAACUGCUUCAAUAAAUAUCUUCUUAACGAAA